Messenger RNA from Python bivittatus (Burmese python), 2040 nucleotides. RefSeq names its product NADH:ubiquinone oxidoreductase complex assembly factor 1 (gene NDUFAF1). Gene Ontology annotation, cellular component: mitochondrion. Lineage: Eukaryota; Metazoa; Chordata; Lepidosauria; Squamata; Pythonidae. Gene Ontology annotation, biological process: mitochondrial respiratory chain complex I assembly; mitochondrial electron transport, NADH to ubiquinone. The record is from RefSeq and is a predicted model, not a curated record.
AAAGGAGCCAUCGCCGGAGGACGGGAUGGUGAUGUGAUGUUUCCCUCGGAGGGAUGCAUGUAGCUCCCUUUUUGUGACCAGUGAGAACUUAAGACCCAUUACAGACUGUAAAAGCAUUACUUGUGCAGGCACGUCGUUGAAGGGGAAGGCCUGCUGGGACUUCUGAAAACCCCUUGUGUCCUGUUGCCAUUUACGUGACAUAAGACAGCUUUGACCAGGCUAAAAAAAAUCAGUAAAUGAAACGCCACUCUUUCUCCACCUUUUAAAAAGCAUUAAAGCCCAAAGGCUUUCUAGCUGGAGGAGAAAAUGCUUUUGUUCUGCAGUCCUGACUUCCGGGAGAUAAACGGAACGGAACCUUUGUUAUAGACUGUCGUUUCCUUGACGAGCGGCACUUUGUGGACUCAAACUUUGAGGAGCCCGGACGACUUUCAGCAUUGAACUCACCGACGGAGAGCUCGGGCACGAAGACGAAUGCAAGGUAGAGGUAAACAGCAUUAAUCAGAAAUAGACACCAGUAUUUUUGUUUGGAUAAGGGAAGCUGCUCAUCAAUAUUCAUUUAUGGCUUCAUCUUUCAUGAUGCUGGAUUCUCUCUUUUUGCUAAACAAAUACCGCUGGCAAAGUAGCUUGUAUAGGACUCUUGCGGAUGGUUACCAUUCAAGGUGGUACAGUAGCUAUCAGAAACCAGGAACAUCUAUUGGCAAAAUUUCACCAUGGAAAAACGUUGAUGUCAAUUUUAAGAAAGGAGUGGAAGAAAUCAAAACACAGUGUGGACUCUUAAAGAAAGAGAUAGUUGAUUUUUUGAAAGACAUCAACCAAAAUCAACUAGAAGAUUAUAUGUUGAAUCAGACGAAAGUGUUGUGGGAAUUUCGUAAUGAACAAGAUUUAAAUAAAUGGGUGCUCAGUUCUGAUGCAGAGAUUGGAGGGAAAAGUGAAAUCUAUAUAAAACUACAUAAGAAUAAACAGUCUGCUAUCCUGUAUGGGAACCUCAAUACUACUGUACCUCGUGAUGGAGUGACAAAAUAUAGUGGAUAUUGUGCCAUGGUAUCAAAACCAGAAGUGAUUGCUUUUCAUCGUACAAAAUUAUACGAUUGGUCAAAUUUUAAUAGUCUAUACCUGCGUGUUCGUGGUGAUGGUAGACCAUGGAUGAUAAACAUCAGUCCAAACAAAUACGACUCUACCCGGAUGAAGGAUGUUUACAACUACUUCAUAUUCCCCCGAGGGGGGCCAUAUUGGGAGGAAAUCCAGGUUCCAUUUUCUAAGUUCUUUUUUUCAAGCCAAGGGAGAAUCCAGGAUGGCCAAUAUGAAAUCUGGCCAGACAGGAUCAGUACAUUGGGAUUUACCAUUGCUGAUAAAGUAGACGGUCCAUUCCAGCUGGAAAUAGACUUCAUUGGAUUGUUAAGCGACCAAGCACACACAGAAUCAUUUGCCUAUGAGCUCUAUGAAAAGAAUCUCAAGAAAUAGAACAUAUGGAGGACUGUUGUUAAUAUCAACUUAUAAUAUUUCUGAAAUUAUAUACCAUUCUAUAGUAAUCUGCAGUUGAGUGGUGAACUUAUCAGUGAAUAUGAGCUUCAUAAGCAAUUAUCAAUAUAGUGAAAUAACAUAGGAGCACUGCAGUAGUGCCAUGUAGCAUGUAGCCACCACCUGCAUUUUGAUGGUGGUGGGAAGUGGAGCUAAUGUGCAUAUGCUCACCUGCCCCCAAUUAAUAAAGAACAUCUGUAAAGAAGAAGAACUGAGUUUAUCCUACUUUUUAUAUGUAGUCUUUUGAGUUACAUUUUAUAGUGAUUAAAAGAAAUUACUUUUUCCUUUUAGCUGAAGGACAAAUGAUUUUGUUAUUUUAUGAAUAAUACUGUUUUGUAUGUAGUAAUAGGAUUGAUUGAUUGCCAUCAAGUUAUUUUCGACUCCCAGCAACCACAUAUUCUCCAUGAUAAUCUAUCCCUAACCUGGUGUUUCACGUCUUCCAACACUGUACUCAUCACUACUGUAACUGAGUCCAUCCACCUUGCUGUUGGUUGUCCUCUUCCUCUUACCUUCCACCUUUCC